AUGAGCGUCGCACGCGGCCGCGACAUGCUCCAGAGCCAGCACCUUUGCUCGAAACGGCGCUGCUCGGUGCGCGCGCUCGCGACCGCUGCGACGCACGGCGACGGCAAAGCGCUCCAGUGGCUUCUCGCCGAGUAUCCGUUGUUCGGGUCCAUCUUGACGGCGCGCGGCGACGGCUUCCAGUGCCUCCUGGCGGCCGCCUGCGGCGAGCAUUGUGGUUUUCAAGUGACGACUGGGAAAGCCCUCGGGCCUCACUUCAGAUUCGUACACUCGGGCUUUCCACCUGCCCGCACGCUAUUUGCGCUGCAACGUCUGUGUGCUGUCUUUGCCUCGCCUGGUCAACCCUCUGCAAGCAUCUACGACCUCUCUUACGUGCGCCUCUGCACGCACGACUCGCCGCCGCUGCCGCCGACCAACACGCUUGGGCCUAUGCACAUGGCCAUGGUGCACGGCCAUCUGGAGAUCCACGACUACCUCGAAAUUUGCCAAAAGUCGACAUGGAGCCGCGUCCUCCCCGGACACGUUCAAGCGCGCAUCUGCGCCCACAAGCGGUCGCCGUUCAUUGUAUCCUACCUCUGCCACCGCGCUGUCGUGCUCGACGGCGCAUGGGCCACCGCCGCGUGCGGCUACAGUCAACUCUGGGCCAAGGCCGAGUCUGUCGUCGCCAAAGCCAGCUCGCCGAUGGCCAUGCAGUGGCUCGUGCAUGCCGCCGCCUUGCGCGGCAGCCGAGACGUCGUGGCGACCUUGCGUCAGUACUCAAGCCAGUUGUAUCCCUCGACCGCCGAAGACAUUGUCGACUGCGCUCUGCCGUGCGGCGGUGUCGCCAACAUUUGGUUUGUGCGCUUCCUCCUCGGCCAUGGCGUCGGACGUGUGCGUGAUGCGUUUCCCCAGACGAUCCGCCAUCAGGACACUGCCGGGUUUGCGCGGCUCUGGUCUUUCUGCGCGUCGGGCGACGGCGUCGACGACCUCUUGUACCUUGCGACGCUGGCGUACAGCGUCGUGGACCGCCCGAACCGCGUCAUGGCGACGCUCUGGCUCGAGACCUUUAUCGCCACAUUCAAUGCGAGCGAGACACCGACGUACCUCGACCCGCGCUUUGUCCAGUUUCUGACCGAGAACCCGUCGACGGCUACGUUCUUACAGGACCUGCGCGACGAAGGCUCCGCCCGUCCAACUGGCUCGUGCCGCGCAUUCUCCGCCGGGACGUCGCGGCGUAUCUCCAGCACAUUCUGA
Messenger RNA from Saprolegnia diclina VS20, 1230 nucleotides. RefSeq lists its product as hypothetical. The record is from RefSeq and is a predicted model, not a curated record. Lineage: Eukaryota; Oomycota; Saprolegniomycetes; Saprolegniales; Saprolegniaceae. The coding region runs from base 1 to 1230 and encodes 409 amino acids. The transcript has 3 exons.